GCUGCCCGCGUCAGUCCGUCGCGAGCCACCGCGUCGUAAACACUUAGGGCACGUAUUGUCUGUGCCCGGCAUUGCAUCGCAUCAUAGAACUAUCUUGUGAAAACACGCCCGUAUAAAAAAAACGUUUUGUGUAUUAAAGUGAACUGAGAACUCGUGCGUUAAUGACAGUGUUAGAAAAAAUAUAUCCCUCAACGUAAUCUCUUCUAAACAUCUACGUCGCGUAUUGACUGCUCGAGGAAUUUUACACGGUAGUCGUAAGAUGGACAGUUGGUGUGUGGUGGGACAGUGAAGUGGUAGUGUUGUGCGUGAGGGUCUGGACGUCUGUCUCUGUUGAUGAUGAUGUGAGCAAUGCCCUCGGACAGCGGAGCCGCGUGGGCGCCGCCCGCCUCGGGCGAGCGUCGGCUCAGCAACUCCUCAGAUGGCAGUGCCGGCAGCGGAUAUUCCAAAACUACGACAGACAGCGCGGAUUUCCUGGCGGUGCGUCCACACACAGCUUCAGUGCUGCCGGGCAAGCCCGCUGGCAACCCGCUGCAAUUCAUCAAGGUCGGGCCCGCUGACCUCGGCAGCCGUGCGCGGGAACAGCUGCGACGAGCGCAGGCCGCAAAGCGCGUUGAGCCUGCCGCGCUAGAGAGACAGGAGGACUGGCAGUCUAACCUGGACAACUGGAAGUCAUCGCGGCGGAAGCGUGUGGAGCACAUUAUUGAGCGGUGCGUGGAAGUACGCCGCAUGGAGUGCGAGCCCACCCAACCGCGCGCCAAGAGCAAGACGUUCAACGAGAUGCUGGAAGAACGAGCGGGUCGCAGAAGGAGAAAUCCUCUGGCACUGUACACGGACGACGACGGGCAUGACCUGAGCGACCUCGGCAUUGGCACUUCCAGUACCAAGAGCAGCCUCAGCGAAGACUGCGACACUCACAGUCUCGCCAGCGAUGGCAUGGACCUCGAUAAAAACCACUCGGACGUGGAUAAUAUGUCCAAUUGCGGAAACAAUCGCAAGCUCGGUUCGAGUGCCAACGAAUACGACACCUGUACGACCACCACGAUCAGCUCGCCCGAGCCCGAGGAGUACACGUACGAAGGCGCCAUCGAGGGCUACAAAUCCAGAAUCAUUUCACAGACAAACAGCAGUAUGGUUAAGACGGUAGUCAAUAAUAAUUGUAAAGAAAAAUCGCCAGAAAAAUCUAACGCAGACUACAAUAGAAUCAGAACGUCUGUUAAUAAUAAAAUUGAAGAAAAGCUCUCGUCCUUAAAACAGGAACGAAUCAAUGACAUGAAAAAUAAUAACAAGAAAGAUUUGCCAAAAGUGGACAUCCAUAAACGCAGAGAGCAAUUCGAAAGAGAAAAUUCUCAAGAACUGCAAUUGAAUAAACCAAAAUUACCUGAAAUAACUAAUAAAAAAUCUAUCAAAGAUAGGUUAUCAAGCUUAGAGAAGUUCACAGAAGAAAUACAUAUACAAAAAUCGACUAGUGACCUUACUAAGUUGCCUUCUGAAGUUAAACCGUUGAAAGAACGGUUAUCGUCUUUAGAAAAAAUAAAAACAUCGGAACCAGAGAAAUUCAAAAGAUUAUCUAAUGGAGAGUUGAAUACAACAAAGUCUCUGAAAGAACGCUUGAAUAGUCUGAAGUCUCAAGUUUCAGAAGAGGAAAUGAGAGUAGCAAAAACUGACGUUAAACAAGUUUCAAUGAGUUUAAAGGAACGGCUGUCGUGCCUCGAUGCUGCCAAAAAUAAGGAAAUUCCGAAAAUAUCGGUCGAAGAGGAGAUAGUCAAUAAUGAAAAUAGUGGGAUUAAAACUUGUGAUAAUUUUAAAGAAAAAUCUCCCGAGUCGUCUUUAACGUGUAAUUUGUCCGGAAUAGAAAAUCAAAUGCAGAGUUUCUGUAGAUCUCUAGACAGUUUAGAUAUAAACGGUCAGUCUUCGCCUAAUUCAUUCGAAAGAGUGCAGAGUCUCGAGGACUUUGACAGUGUCGAAAUGCAAAACAACACUGUCCCUAGUGACAUCGAGACGGAAGACAGUGGGAUACACACCGCCAGGGAUUCCUGCGCACCGCCGGACGACAUCGCUGAUCUAACUCAAGUAGCUUCUCCUAUCGGAGAACCUAUGGCCGAGGUGUCCGAAUACGAAUCUUCCAAUGAAGAUAACAUGAUCGGCUUAGAAUCGACUAAAAUUGAAGAAAAUCACCUUGAAAGUAACAAAAUGUCCGAUCCAAUAGUAGAAAGCGAUGUUAGGGUAGAACAAGCGAAAGAACAAGAUAUAACUGAGAGUACUGACAGUGGAAGCAACUACAUUCAAGCGCUGUCUCAACCUGAAGAAUUAAGUGUCACCGAAGAUAUCACAGAAAUUCAACUGGACAAAGAAGAUGAGGACACAUUGAAGAGUUUAGAGAAUCAAGACUCAAGUGUAAGUUUAAAUGAUCCCGUGUCGACUACAUCGGAAGGCGAUACCGUAGUAUUUCAGGGAAAAAUGACUAUACAUUUAAAUUUGGAUGAAAUAUGCAACGGUCUAAACUCUGGUCAAGGGAACAAUCUUAAUAAUAAUGAAACUAACCUCACUAACAAUUCUAACAGCAAAAGCAUGCCAAUGGUAAUCGAUGCUUUAGAAUUAGCUUUUAAAGAGCUUGAUUCAGAAGACAGUGCAGCAAUUGACAGCAAAAUGGAGGACGAAAUAAAAACAGAAGAAAACAAAGUCGAAGUAAAAACUGAUAAGGUUUUGCUUGACUUUGAUAUAGAAAACAAAGUGUCAGUGACGCCUUUGUAUGAGAACAUCGAUAUAUUCUACCAAAAUACAGUAGACGCUUCGAAUGCUUUCCCAUUAGACUUACCCACUAAUGUUCUGGAGCCUCCUAAAGAGAAACCUCCUCCACCCCCCACAGAGGAUGCCGCAGAAGACGAACUUCUUGGAAAUGGUAAUUUCAAACACACAAGUUCAGCUCGUCGUAUCAAGAAAGAGAUCCGUAACAAGCGAACAUCUUUCCUCGGUAUUGAAGGUCAAGUAGACGAUAGUUACUUAGACGCUGAUCUGACAUUAGCACCACGUCCUGACAUCACUUCCUUCUUGCAAGAGGAGACUAAAAUCGAAAAGUUGUUAUACAAGAAGACACUGUCACAUGAUAUGGAUGCUAAAUUGAGAGACAGCAGGGAUUCAGGCGUUGAUAUAGAUAGAGGACCUUCAGCUGAAGCAUGGUAUAAGGGACAAUCUUCUCCUGAGACCUCUAAUCCACAUAGCAGACAAAAUAGUGAGCCGUAUACCCAUGUUACUGUAACAUCAGACGAGGAAGAGACUGCAAAGAAAUCAGAAAUCUUCACAGAAGAUCUAACAACUAAACUCACCUCACUGACCACAGAUAAUGAAACAAAAAUCGAAAGCUUGGAUAAAAAAUUACAACAACAACAGGCGGCCGGCACUAACGAGGACUGGCCUGACGGGCAUUUUGACGAUGCUCAUACCAAGGAAGUGCUGCGAUUCGAAAGAGAACUACUGCAAUUGGAGCAAGAAGAAUUAAGAAGACAAAGAGAGAAUCUACUUAGAGAUCAGAAUAGAAUAAUCCAGAAAUCAGUACAAGAUAUAUCUAGUGUCACGCAAACAACAGAAAAGACACCUAUCGGUAGAAUAAAGAAACCAAACCAAAACUACAGGCAUUCAAUGCCAAAUUUAUUAAUAAACGAGAACUACACUCGUGCACCGGAGUUAUCAAAGGUUCCAGAAAGAUCUGUCUACGAUGAGAAUAUGAAACGCAAACCGUUCGUAUCAGAGGAACAUAUUCAGAGUCAUUUCGGUGUGGAAGAGAGUAGGAAAGUGUUGUAUGAGGACAAGGCCAAGUUUCCCGAGAGAAGGGCGGCGGUCAGCGCCCCGCGGCAGCCCGUUCUGCCUCCCAAACCGAGGAGCAGGGAGUCCAUUGAAAGGGAAAUCACAAUGAGGAGUAGCCGUGUACCUUCAGCUGUGGAGUACGCCAACGUACAAAUGCGUCACAAGCCGACACCCAACGGCAAUGUAAACGGCAACAGCAAUGGACAGUACUAUCCUAUGACCAGGCAUACUUUGCAGGCGUUGAGCGCUGCACCGACGCCCAAGCUAAUCUCCAACACGGAUUGGCUGCAGGCGCGCAGCAGACACCCCGCCAACUACAACUACCACCAGCACUGGCUCAUACAGGAGGCAGAACAUCGUCGGAUAGAGGAACAUAAGAACAAAAUGCGCGCCAAUCAGCGCCACUCCUACCACGACGGUCAUAGCGUGCCCCACGUGCCCCACAGUGUACCUCACGUGCCCCACACAGUGCCCCACAGUCAGCCAAUCUUGCCCCAAACUCCACCCUACAACAUGCCUCCGAGCAAGCCACAUGCACAUCACAACGGCCCACAAAAUGGAACACACAAUCUAGCCAGUCAAACUCCGCGCCAUUUGCAAACAACUACAGCCAGCCAACAACAGUUGCCGCACGAGUACAGGGGAGUGCGGGAGGCGAGGGAGGGCAGAGAGGGGCGCGAGGGGAGGGACGACAAGCACGUCCUCAGUGUUAGUGGCAAGAGAAAGUGCUCCCACUGCGGAGAGGAACUCGGUCGCGGCGCGGCGAUGAUAAUCGAGUCUCUAUCGCUGUGUUACCACGUGUGGUGUUUCUCGUGCGCGGUGUGCGGCGCGCGUCUCGGCGACGGCAGGAACGGCGCUGACGUGCGCGUGCGCGCCGGCCGUCUGCACUGCCACCACUGCUACUCUGCUGACGACGGCUCCAAGUACUCCUGCGUCUGACUCCUGCAUAAUACUGCUCAGACUACACCUAAUGGCACUGCACCACCAUCUUCCUGCCACCGGCUGAAGCGUAUUAGAAAAAGUCAAAGAGCUCGGCCCUUCGACUUUUAGAGUGGGAAUCAAAAUUCAUGCAGGAAUCAUGUAAAAGUGAAGUCUCAAAUUUGGAAAAUGAUUCGGGGAAUAGGAAUCGAUUUUUGGCAAAGUUUCAUACAACAUCGAUUGAUUUCAAAUUUCUCGACUACCCUCAUCUUUGCGAAUAAUGUCCGACUCAUAACAUUAUGUAGAUUUAUUCAAUAUUAAAUAAUAUAUUGUUAAUAAUCAGUUAACGUCGUGUAUCGUGAUCUACUAACAUUUUGUUCAAACUACCCCACGUGUUGUUUAUUUUUAUAUCCACGAAGACUAAACUACGGUAGUUUUAAAUAAAAAUAUUUUUAAUACUUAAUUAACAAUAUUAAAUGUGAUUUGUAAUAUUGAUUUUAAAUGUUAAGUUUAGUUGUCGGAUAUUAUGUAAAACGAUAAAUAAAUAUUUGUUAAAUAAUUCCACCAUAUUACAUUAUGUGUUCAGUUUUUAUCUAAAUAACAAUAUUAUAUACAUAAUUGAACCAUAUUCAAACAUAUAUUGAAAAGUUAUUUUUUUUAUAAAUGAAUACUAAGAUUUUAUAGAAUCUUAAUCAGCUUUAUUUUUGAGAGAAUCAAUAAAACCUAUUUUAAUGGCAAAGGGAACAUUUUUAUAUUCCGUCUAUUCCGAGCUAGAUGAAUAACUUUGAAGUUGUAACCCUCGAUGACGUCAUCGGCGUGACGUCAGCACUCUCGCACCAAAACGUCAGUGUGACUCAGCGAGCCCUGAGUCCACCAAUGCACGCUUUUGUACCACACACCGUCACUAUACCUCUAAUACACAUCUACUCGAAAAAUUGAGUUCCGUGAAACUCGACGAGUAUCAUAAAACUCACGAAUAUAAUACAACUCACGAGUAUUACGUGGAGUUUACGAUUUCCACGAAAUUUUGAUUAGAGUUUCGUCAAAAAUAUAAGAAUUGAUUAGUAUUUUUUUAUAAUAAAUCUUUUUUUUUUUGUUAAAAUAGCACUGAAAUAAUCACUUUAUUUUUAAUACAUUUUUUUUCUUAAAAUUUAGGUCGCUCUGAUUUUAUAGCCCUGUUUUUUUCUAAGUUACACUUUUCGUUCGUUAACAGUAAUGCAGUUCGAAUCUCGAACGAUUUCGUGUGACUUAUAAUUGUUCAUACAUUCUCAUACAUAACACAUCGAUCGUGCCAUGCAGUAGUUCCCUUGAAAAUUUUACUUAAACAAUUUAAAGUAUAAUUUUAACUUCGGUGAUUAACAAUAUUAUAAAUCGAGAUAAGAUAAGGUGUUUUGUAUAAUUUUUGUAAAUAAAAUAAUUUAUAUGUUAUUAGUGUGUGUUAUUAUAAGCUUUAAUAGUAUACGUUAGUUAAAACGGAACAUUAAUCCAAAUAUCGUUUGUCGUUUAAUAUUUUUGUAUGACGCGCCCCCCGCGCUCCCCGCGCCCCCCGCGCCUCCAGCGGUUCCCGCGUCUUCUGUAAUUAAUUUUGAACUUGUACAUUAUCUAUGGCAGAUCCAAACUGUAUAACAAUAAAUAAAUAUUAAAUAA
This is a messenger RNA of Papilio xuthus (Asian swallowtail), 6366 nucleotides long. RefSeq names its product smallish (gene smash). Gene Ontology annotation, cellular component: stress fiber. The coding region runs from base 349 to 4740 and encodes 1463 amino acids. Gene Ontology annotation, molecular function: myosin II head/neck binding. The transcript is spliced from 17 exons. The record is from RefSeq and is a predicted model, not a curated record. Lineage: Eukaryota; Metazoa; Arthropoda; Insecta; Lepidoptera; Papilionidae. Gene Ontology annotation, biological process: regulation of focal adhesion assembly; positive regulation of stress fiber assembly.